AUGUGCCGACAUGUGAUAUGCCGUGAGUUCGCAAACUCAGGGGCUUGCAAGUUCAAGAAAUGCAAGUUUGCCCACGUGAAAGGCAGCUACAGUCCUGCUACCAAUCCAAAGGAACGCAAAUCGAAACCGACUGAUCUAUCGAAUUCCGAGCGAGAAUUUCGAACAUGGCGAAGGGAUAUUCCACUCGAUGUGGCGAACGCCAGGCCCCUUCGUGGCCGGUUAGCGCCAUUUUUCCAGGAUGCUCGGCGACUGAUAGAUGUCGAUGCCGGUGUACGCCAGGACGUGAUACAAGCUCUCGCUCGUGACGGUGGUUUGAUGCGAAUCAAAGAGCUGGUCGGUCAGGAUUUUCAGUCCAUGGCGACCGUGCAAAAAGAGAACGUUUUCAAGAAGCAGAUGUUGCCUUUCCUGGAGAUAGUCUCCCAUCCAAGUGUUCUAUCGUCGCUGGUUCUGGAGCAGGUUGUUGGAACGAUAUACAAUUUCUUGUUCGGUUUUAACGGGGAGAGAGCCUCCGGCUUGUUCAAAUACAUAUGUGAUGUUUUGGAAACGGCGAAUAAAGAUGAGGACUGUGCCUCACGAUUCGAUGUCUCUGUCCAUGUCUUUUCAAAGAUCGUGGACUUAAACUCGACAGCAAUCGUCCAAGAGUCACUUAAAGCCCCGGCUAAAAGGUUUGAAGACGUGUUUCUUGCCUUGAGCACUGACACGACCGACAUCUACCAUAAUGCGCGCUCGCAUCUUGAACGUCUGCUGUGUAGACUAGAAGUCGGAAGCUCCCUACCGUCUGCAGCAAAGAAAACGCCAAAAACAGCAACAUCGAGCGUCUCCUUUGUCAUACGCCGUGAACCCCCUGGUGGCCGCCAUGACAAUGACCAUAGAGAUAUUUGCGACAUCAGUAUCAUGCCCAGCUUCCAAGAAAUCUCGUGCAACCGUACUGAGUACCUCCCCAUUAUUGAUCCAACGCAGUGGCAUGUUGGUGGGCUAGAUGGACUAUUGGAUAGAAACUUCCGUUUGCUACGUGAGGACACCAUCGGCCAACUUCGAGAUGCGAUCCACAGCGAAACGGAUCGUUCGAAACAUUCAAAAAUGCAAAAAUCACAGCAGCGUACAUAUGUGUAUAGCGAUGUCCAGAUCGUGAAGCUCUCCUUCGGCCAGCUUGUGGGCUUUCACUUUGAGAUUGGCUUCCCGCAACCCACCGCCGCCGUUAGAGCACCAUCGGCCAAGGAACGGGAGAAUUGGUGGCGGAUGUCGAAACGUCUGCAGCCUGGGGCACUCAUCUGUUUGAUAAUUAAGGGAAACCAGGUGCUUUUCUGCACCGUCACCGAGUCCCCAAGACCUUCGCCUCGGAAGGAGAAAGACCGGAACAAGCCCCAAGCAAAGUCGGAUGGGCUGUGGAAAGAAUCUACUACUGCAACAGUCUCAUUGGAACUCACCAAUUCCAACAACAGGGAUAUUCAAUGCAUCCUUGAUCACUACAGCUCGGGUGCUUCGAGGUUCACUCUUGUCGAAUUCCCCGGUGUCCUUCUUCCUGCCUUCGGACCAACUCUUCGCGCCUUGCAGUCAAUGAAGCGGACUGGGAGUCUUCCAUUUGCAGAUCUUCUCGUUUCUACGAACGAAAGAUCAGAAGUCUCUUUCCCUCCGUACGCAAUGAAGCCUGGAUUUGCUUUUGAUCUUAGUAGUGUGAUGGAUAAAGGUGCCAAUCUUUCCAUCCGUCCCGGUCAGCCAGUCGACCUACAAUAUCUUCAGCAGCACUCGAGUCUUGACGAUGCCCAGGCUGCUGCUCUGGUCAGCUGUCUCCAGCGGAAAAUUGGACUUGUUCAAGGGCCACCCGGUACUGGGAAGAGUUACACUGGAGUCGCACUCAUAAAAGUACUGUUAGCAAACAAAAUGCGUGGGAAGACACGACUUGGACCGAUUAUCUGUGUCACCUACACCAACCACGCACUCGACCAGUUGCUUGAGGCUCUCAUCGACAAGAAUGUGACAUCACAGAUUGUUCGUAUUGGAUCGCAGUCCAAAUCUGAGAGACUGGAGCCAUUUAACCUGCGAAAUGUCGCCAGGAAUUCCGAAGCAACGAAGAUGGAAAAGUCGGGACGAUGGAAUUUGUAUCGACAGCUUGAGGAAAAUGAGGACGAAUUCGAGACCAUUGGCUUGGACAAGAAUGUUUCUUUUUCUCGACUGUCGGUCUAUCUUCACCAGCAAUAUCCCGACCACUACAACCAGCUGUUUGGGAAUGACGAAGAUGAUUUUGAGAAACCAGAUAAAGACCCCCGAAAACUCAUUAAGACAUGGUUGCAUACUGGCUCACGACGCAAUGGGAUUGUUCGCCCUGUAGAUCAACUCGACAGAGCCAGCGUUUAUGAGAUGUCUCAAGCAGAGCGAGCAGCUUUGUUCAACCAUUGGGGUACCGAAAUGAAAGCGAAAAUGCAUGAAGAAGUCAUCGAACUCGCCUCGUCUCAUUCUAAAGCCAAAUCCGAGCUCGAUAAUAUCCGUGACGAAGUGCGUCUGCGAUGUCUGAACGAAGCAGACAUCAUCGGCCUUACAACCACAGGACUUGCCCGGAACCUGAAUAUGCUCCAACGUCUCCAAUCCAAGGUUGUUCUGUGCGAGGAAGCUGGUGAAGUCCUUGAAUCUCAUCUCCUUACAGCUUUUUUGCCAUCGGUUGAGCAUGCUAUUCUUAUUGGUGAUCAUCUCCAGCUUCGUCCCCAGGUGCAAAACUACGAGUUGUCUCGGGAAAAUCGUUGUGGAGGCGAAAAGUACUCUUUGGAUGUGUCUUUAUUCGAACGACUGGUCGAUUCAGAGAGUGUCAUGGGCUCUGGCCUCCCAUUCAGCACAUUGGAAACCCAGCGUCGGAUGCAUCCAUCCAUCGCACAACUGGUCCGCGAUACGUUAUAUCCACAGCUCAUUGAUUCCCCGUCUACGCUACAGUAUCCAGAAGUAGUUGGGAUGAGAAAGAGACUAUUCUGGCUUGACCAUCGCAUGUUUGAAAAUGACGCCUCGAGUACAGAUGCCGUGUCAACUUCCCACUGGAACAAACACGAGAUUGAGAUGACGGCAGCACUCGUUAACCAUCUCGUCCGACAAGGCAAAUACAAAAAUGGCGAUAUUGCAGUCCUGACUCCGUAUCUCGGCCAGCUCCAUCGACUUCGCCAGAAGCUUAGUCAGUCCUUCACCAUCACACUGGGAGAACGAGACCAGGACGAACUUGACAAGGCCGGCUUCGAAGAUGGCGAUGCAAACAAUCCUGCCGUUAAAGCUACGUUACUGCAAACUCUGCGGGCAGCGACAAUUGAUAAUUUCCAAGGCGAAGAAGCAAAGGUCGUGGUGGUCUCUCUGGUUCGAAGCAAUCCACAGAACCGAUGUGGGUUUUUGCGUACUUCGAAUCGGAUUAAUGUCCUCUUAUCACGAGCACAGCAUGGGAUGUAUAUCAUAGGCAAUUCGCAGACGUCCAUUCAUGUCGACAUGUGGGCAAAUGUUGUGGAGAUCCUUCGUCAAAAUGACAAUAUUGGUGCGACUUUGCAGUUACAGUGUCCUCGACAUCCACAAACCCCAAUGUCUGUCUCUCAACCUGAUGACUUCCUGCAAGUCUCACCCGAAGGAGGCUGCAAUCAACGCUGUGUGAAUCGUCUAUCAUGUGGUCAUGCCUGCAUAGAAAAGUGCCAUUCUGAGAUGCUGCAUAAUGCAGUCUACUGUCUGGAGCCUUGUCCACGACCACGUAAAGGAUGUACCCAUCCCUGCCCAAAAAGAUGUGGUAACCCUUGUCCAGCCAAGUGUACGGUCAAUGUAUUUCAGAAAGACAGGGUACUUGAAUGUGGCCACCUCAUGCCUAAUCUCCCAUGUUGGCAGAGCCAGGACCUUUCAACAGUUCGUUGUACAACUCUGGUCAUGAAGGAAGUUCCGGACUGUCAUCAUAAAGUCAGUGUUUCUUGCUUCAUUGAUGUUAAAUCACGUCAAUAUUCGUGUACCAAGUUAUGCCAUCAACCCUUGCCCUGCGGUCAUAAGUGCAAGAAUUUGUGUUCAAAGUGCGUCACGAAACCUGAUUCUGGAGGUGUGCAAAUCGACCAUGGUGCCUGCAAGCAGGAGUGCGGUCGAAAACACUCAACCUGUGCACACACAUGUACCACACAAUGCCAUGGAGAUGAACCCUGUCCACCUUGCCCGGCUCCUUGCGAUGUAAGCUGCGGUCAUUCAAGAUGUAUGCGGAAAUGCAAGGAGCCCUGCACACCUUGUGCUGCAGAAAAGUGUUUUUCUGCGUGUCCGCACAGCUCAUGUACACUACCUUGUGCAGCACCAUGCGACCACAUUCCCUGCAGCCGUCGAUGCGAAAUAAGGCUGGACUGUGGACAUCAAUGUCCCUCUCUCUGUGGAGAGACCUGUCCAUCUAGUCGCUACUGCCAGAUAUGUGGAGAUGAGGACGUCAAGAAUCACGGAGUGGACUUCAUCCUCGGUGAGCCAUACAAGGAAAUCAACCUGGAUGAGAAUCCAUGUGUAUUUCCCAAAUGUGGCCACUUUCUAACCGUGGAGAGUAUGGAUGCACAAAUGGAUCUCAAAAAACACUACGACGUCGAUGCAGAGGACAGGCCAGUCGCCAUUACAGAUGCAGUCCAUCCUUUUUCCAUGGGCGAUAUCAAGACAUGUGCGACAUGCCGUGGGCCGCUGAGAGAUAUUGCGAGAUAUGGUCGACUCGUCCGUCGUGCGAUUCUAGAUGAGUCAACUAAGAAGUUGAUUCUGUACCUCAACCGGGAGUAUGUGCCUUUAGCUCAGGAGGUUCCUCGACAGAUCGCACAGCUUCAGAAUUCCAAGGAUGAGGGGAGGCGACCGUGGCCUGAUAGCUAUCAAAUCAGUGGCACGAGAUCUCAGCAGGUCAACACUAUGGUUAAAAUAAUGAAUGUGGUUGCGCCAAAGCGAUGGAAGAAUAUUCUCGAAAUGCACAAGCGAGUCAACAAGUACUGCCGAGGUGUCGAUGUGGAUGAGCAGCCAUUCAAUCGGGUUCGCGAUUUGGUCUGGUAUGCUCGACAACGCAACAAGUUAGCCAGCGUGUUUGAAUUCGACAACAACGUGCUCCAAACAAAGGGGGCUCUGCAGGGAACGGCACUCAGUGUACGACUUGAUCUGGCGCUCUUGGCCGACUUGUUAACUCUGAAGCAGAAGACCUCUUCUAAUGUGACAGUUGAGCUUAAAUUGGACAACACAAAAGAAGAUUGUCAGGAGCUCAUCAGCAUGGCAACCAAAUCAAGCCGAAUUCUCCAGCAGACAGAAGGUUAUAUUUUUCUCGCGCAGUUGCACGCUCUGGAGCGGUCUCAUUCUCCUCCAGAAGCUGCAGAGGCACAUCUGCAGAACUGCCGUGCAGCCAUCACCGAAGCAAGAUCCCUUUGCACAGCCCACCCUGGCCAAACACAAGGCUUGUCAGAUGAAAUCGACAGUGUCGAAAGAAUGCUUGAGGGUGUCACUUUCUACACGGCCGUUACCAACAACGAACGCAUGGCGGUUAUCCAAGCUAUGGCACGUGAGUUCCGGGGUACCGGACAUUGGUAUUACUGCCAGAAUGGACACCCCUUUACGAUAGGAGAGUGUGGAGGAGCAGUGCAGACGACAGCGUGCCCUGAAUGUGGUGCGCCAGUUGGGGGACGGAAUCAUCGCACAGCAGAUGGGGUGACUCGGGCGGGGGAUUUGGAGAAUGUAUUUUCUGCGAUGAGAUUGUAGGGGUCCAAUUGGAUGUACUUAGUUA
This is a messenger RNA of Aspergillus glaucus CBS 516.65, 5722 nucleotides long. Its product is annotated as putative NF-X1 finger and helicase domain protein. Lineage: Eukaryota; Fungi; Ascomycota; Eurotiomycetes; Eurotiales; Aspergillaceae. Gene Ontology annotation, cellular component: nucleus; nuclear RNA-directed RNA polymerase complex. Gene Ontology annotation, molecular function: helicase activity; zinc ion binding. The record is from RefSeq and is a predicted model, not a curated record. Gene Ontology annotation, biological process: regulatory ncRNA-mediated heterochromatin formation. The transcript is spliced from 2 exons. Bases 1 to 5697 code for a protein of 1898 amino acids.